Vicia faba (fava bean) is the source of this 378-nucleotide messenger RNA. The record is from the annotation of a GenBank genome assembly. Lineage: Eukaryota; Viridiplantae; Streptophyta; Magnoliopsida; Fabales; Fabaceae.
AUGGCAUUGAAACAGUCAUCAUCAGAAAUGGAAAAACAGGUUAAGGAAGAGAAAAAACUGGGAGAAGGACCUCAAAUAUCAAGAAUGGAGCCAGUGACACAAGGUGCCUAUGGUGGUGGAAUGUACGCUACAGAAAAAGAUCAAGAACAAGAAAAACAAACAAAACCGCCGGCAAGUGAUACCCAAAGUGCUGAUGGACCGGUUGAUAAGAACACUAUGAAGCCUAAACACAACCCUCCUCCUUCAUCUGGGGAUCGUGAUAUAGAUAUCACUGGCCAAUCUUAUAUCCACCACUGCAAGGGCCCAUGUUUAGGCAUGUUAUAUUGUGAGUUAUUUAGAUGGUCCAACAAAAUUCCCAGGCUUUUGCAGAAAGACUAG